Messenger RNA from Gekko japonicus, 475 nucleotides. RefSeq names its product glia maturation factor, gamma (gene GMFG). The record is from RefSeq and is a predicted model, not a curated record. Gene Ontology annotation, cellular component: actin cortical patch. Gene Ontology annotation, molecular function: Arp2/3 complex binding. The annotation marks the transcript as partial. NCBI's taxonomy places the organism in Eukaryota, Metazoa, Chordata, Lepidosauria, Squamata, Gekkonidae. Gene Ontology annotation, biological process: actin filament debranching; negative regulation of Arp2/3 complex-mediated actin nucleation. The transcript is spliced from 6 exons.
GCUUCCUCUGGAACUGCCUUUCCUCUGUAGCUGUCAGACCGUCCUGUGCAAAGCUCCCCACAUCCUGUCAGAAGCAAGAGAUUACAGGACCCGGAGCUACGCAAUUUCAGAAGGCGAGAAGAUUGGAUUUGGAAAGGUAGAAUGUCCGAUUCUCUGGUCGUGUGCGAUGUGGACCCAGAGCUGAAGGAGAAACUGAAGAAAUUUCGGUUUCGGAAGGAGACGAACAAUGCCGCUAUAAUUAUGAAGGUUGACAAAGACAAGCAACUGGUGGUGCUGGAGGAAGAAUUUCAGCCCUGGACUGAGCUGCGCCCACAAGGACCGCUCAGCUCAGAGCCGCACGGAUGCAAACCGGAGCAGCAGAUGAUGUAUGCCGGGAGCAAGAACCGGCUGGUGCAGGUGGCUGAGCUCACCAAGGUAUUCCAGCUGGGGGAGCACGAAGCCUUGCCUCAUCAGUGCAGCGUGGGAGGGGGAGCAG